UAAAGGUAACUUUUAAGUCUGUAAUCAUAAAUGUAACCUUUUGUAUUGAUUCUUAUGUAGAUAUAAAACAUUGUAUGCGGCUUUGUUUACACAAACCUUGAUAGCUUAUGAUGUACGUAGUGCAUAUAUUAUCUGUCUUACCACAGAGGGCUAUGCAAACAAACUGUAAAAGGCAACCUGGGCUCAUAAAUCUUGUUGUCUCCGCUGUAUUUAAACACAAAACGAAAGUGAUCAACUAUGUUAGUUCUGCUUAGCGCUGGAAGUAUAUACUGGGUUUUAUAUUGGGAUAUUUAGGCGUAAAGAAAUCUAAUUAGAAAUGCAUGAAGGAACAAUUCUAGUUGUCGUUACUUUGCUGUUGGUUGUAACAACGCAAGCUAACCCAGCAACUGUUGUCGUUGGCGACUUGGAAUAUGUGUUGUAUAAGUUUGAUGGCACAACUGGAAAGCUUGGUUACAAUGAUGCAAAUGCUGCUUGUGUAAAUAUUAGUGGUGAGCUUGCUAUAAUUAAUGAUGUGGGUAUACAAGAUGCAAUACAACCGCUUUUACAAACUGAUGCUGGUACAACUAGUUGGGAAAUGGGUUAUUGGAUUGGUGGAUAUUGUACCAGCUAUUGCAAUGCUGCUUCCAACUCUGGCAGACAAAAAAACUGGAAAUGGAGCAAUGGUAGUAGAAUGUAUGAUGGCUACACAAACUGGUAUUCAAUCCUAGAACCAAAUGGAGAUUCAAAUGUUGGAGCAUAUGUUUAUAACUUUAAUGAUAUGGGAGGAUAUUCAAAUACGUUUGGAACAUGGGGAGAUGAUGAUGUUAAUACCCUUAAGAACUACAUUUGCCAAAGACAUAACAAUUGUAAUCAAAAUCUAUGUCAUAACGGUGGUACUUGUGUAAAUACAGCCACUGGUAGUUACACUUGUCACUGUCUACCUGGCUUCGGUAAACCAAAUUGUAAAACAGAGUAUUGCAACCCUAAUCCUUGUCAGAAUGGUGGAACUUGUACUGGAAUCGAUGGUGGAUAUGCAUGUGAUUGCCAAGUGGGAUUUAUUGGUACAAACUGUACAACAGAUUUAUGCGACUCUAGUCCUUGUCAAAAUGAUGGAACUUGCAUUGGGACUGAUGGUGGAUAUGAAUGUAACUGCCAGGGUGGAUAUAACGGCACAUAUUGUGGAACAGAUCUAUGUAACUUUAAAACUUGUCAAAAUGGCGGCACUUGUCAGAAUACAGGAGAUGCAAUCAACUGUAAUUGUGUAGCAGGAUUCUAUGGAAAUGAUUGUGAAAAUACACCAUGCACAUCGGGCCCAUGUCAAAACAUGGGGACCUGCAGUAUAAACCCUCCAGGGUAUACUUGUAACUGUGGGGAUGGCUAUAUAGGAACAGAUUGUGAAACAGACCUAUGCAAAGUUGGUACUUGUGAAAAUGAAGGGACUUGCAACAGAAUGCCUGGAAACUUUAGCUGUACCUGCUUGCCAGCUUAUGAAGGACGGCAGUGCUCAAUUGCCACUUUUUCUUUGAAUGCACAAGGAACAUGUGCUGUACAUGUAAACGACAAAGCCGUGACAUUCGAAAAUGCAAAAUCAAACUGUGUUAGUUUGAAUGGUGCAUUGCUUAUCAUAAAGGAUGAAAACACACAACAUUGGACAGAACAAGUUGUUCAAACUAUUUAUCCCAACUCUAAGGCUGCUGGUUCUAUAUAUUGGAUUGGGGGGCAAAACGAAACAGGGUGGAAAUGGUUAGACGGUAGCGAUAUACCCACAUCCUCUAAUGAAGAUGGAUUUCAAAAUUGGUUGAAAUCAGAUGAUGCCCCAACAAAAGAAUGCUUAAGUAUGACGUACCCAUUUAACAAUGACUCGUUAAAAUGGACAAACGAAAACUGUGGAAUGAGCGCAGGGUAUAUAUGCGAGAGAACAGAUUUAGACCCUUGUAAGAACCACACUUGUCAAAAUGGAGCAAAAUGCAGUUCCUCUGGCUGCCAUUACUCUUGUGUUUGUGCGUCCGGGUUUACGGGCACAGAUUGUGAAAAUGUUGUUGCAGGGCCUUCCUCUGGAUCUGGUGAAGAAAUAUGGAUAGCAAUAGGAAUCGUUAUUCCGUUGUGCAUUCUUUUAGCAAUUGGGGGGUAUAUGUUUUAUAAGCGGCGAAAACCGAAAGAGAAAACAGCGGGACAAGCACAAACCAAUAGAAACAAUGGAACCAAUAAUGGAACUAAUAAUGGUACAGUUCCUGUUAUUUAUGAGAAUUUGACAAGAUUUCCUGGCAAGAAAAAUUUCAGCGAAUACAAAAUAUCCGCCAGUGGAUUGUUGAGACAUUACCAAGACACUUGUGCCAAUGUGAAUCACGAUGGGUACGACAACGAAUUUGGAAAUAUCCUUUCAACUGAAAGCAUAAAAGCUGCUUCCAGCACAGAUGCCGCUUUGUUGCCAGAAAAUAAACCGAAAAAUCGCUUCAAAAACAUUCUGCCAUAUGAUUCAUACAGAGUUGUUUUGAACGAUGGACGACCAGGAGGGGAUUACAUUAACGCGAGUUAUAUCAACUGCCAUGACGUACCAAGGAAGUUUAUUGCUAGCCAAGGGCCAACCCCUAGGACAAUACAAGACUUCUGGCGUAUGAUAUGGCAAGAUGAAGUGGCGGUCGUGGUGAUGCUGACCAAUGUUACAGAAGGGGGAAAGCGAAAAUGUGAAAAAUAUUGGCCGGAACCGAACGAAACUCUAACGUUUGGACCUUUUGAAGUGAAAGCUAAGGAAGAGGGAUAUUAUGGCUGUUAUGUGGUACGAACAUUUGAGGUGGCAAACAAAGACAAUGUGUAUGAAUCAGUAAUACGGAAGUUAAAGCACUUUCAAUAUGUGACAUGGCCUGACCAUGGGGUUCCAGUAUCAACUACAGGAUUCUAUAGACUGCAUACACAUGUAAUGGAAGAGCAUAAUUCUGCAGGGAACGAAGCACCAAUAGUUGUGCAUUGCAGCGCCGGUGUCGGCAGAACUGGAACCUUUAUUGGCUUUGAUUGUUUGGUGAGGAUGAUUGAAGACAAAGCUGCUGCUAAUGUGUUUGAGGUUGUGUUGAACAUGCGUAUGCAACGAACUGAUAUGGUGCAAACCAAGGCACAAUAUGCACUUCUGUACAAGCUGAUCACUGAGACUUAUGUCUUGAAGAACACUGAUUUUGCUGGAGAAGAACUGGACGAGAAAAUAGCAAACUUAACCAGAACUAACAGGUCUACGCACAAGAGCGGGUUUGAGGUCGAAUUCAGCAACACAAAUAUCAUUGAACCAUUGACUACAACCAAAGUAUAUCCACCAGGACAAGAUAGUGGAAAUAGUUCAUCUGAUAUUGUGUCUUAUAAGCAUUCACAAGUCUUGUUACCACCAAUGCAAGGAGACACCGACCUAACAUAUUACAACGCAUCAACAAUUCUGGGAUACGGGAAAUCUGAAACAGCAAUUGCUGCCCAAGGACCAAUACGACAUGAUAUGGUUGAAAAGUUUUGGUUGGCGAUAACUUCUCUACAUGUUCGUACAAUUGUAAUGCUCAACAAUUUCUUUGAAAACGACACGGUACAAUGUCAUGACUAUUUCCCCACAUGUGUUGGAGACAGCAAGCAAUAUGGUGACACUACUGUAAGAUUAGCUUCAUGCGAUACAAGUGAUAAUAUAACAAGUCGGAAGCUACAAGUGAUCAAGGAUAAAAUACAGAUGGAAAUCAACCAUUACCAGUUAUCAGGUUGGCCAGACAAAGGAGUUCCAAGAACUUGUGAAUCUGUGUUAGAUUUGGCAGCAAAGACACAAACAAGUUCCCAACAGCAAGGAGGAGGAGUGUUAGUGCAUUGCAGGGAUGGGUCAGGACGAACAGGGACUUUCCUUGCAAUUAUCAACGUUAUAGAAAGAAUAAAGAAUGAAAACCAAAUUGAUGUUUUUCGGACAGUGAAAGAUUUACGCGACUCCAGGCCUGAGAUGGUGUCUAACUUGCAACAAUACAAGUUCAUCUACAACACAGCGUCUGCUUAUAUGCGAUCGUUCGCCACCUACGACAAUUUCACCCCCGCUGUAAAAAUGUAACAGCACACCAAAGACACAAGCUACAUCUGAGUGAUUUUUAGUAAAAUGCUUCUCUUCAACAAUAUGUUUUACUAGUUGUUAUUUAAUUUAUCAUCGUUUCAUAAUAAAUACAUUUACACAAAUUUUAUUUCUAAAUAUCUGAGUAUAAAUACGGAGGUUGUGGGUCAACUCUGGCCUAAAUCCUGGGACCCAUGGCGUGCCUUGCUGAGGAACCUCACCCACAUAGAAGGGAC
Ciona intestinalis (vase tunicate) is the source of this 4272-nucleotide messenger RNA. NCBI's taxonomy places the organism in Eukaryota, Metazoa, Chordata, Ascidiacea, Phlebobranchia, Cionidae. The record is from RefSeq and is a predicted model, not a curated record.